Molecule: messenger RNA, 3418 nt
Organism: Zingiber officinale
Lineage: Eukaryota; Viridiplantae; Streptophyta; Magnoliopsida; Zingiberales; Zingiberaceae
Product: mitochondrial proton/calcium exchanger protein-like
Exons: 16
Coding region: 308-2596 (762 amino acids)
Biological process (GO): intracellular monoatomic cation homeostasis
Cellular component (GO): mitochondrial inner membrane
Molecular function (GO): calcium ion binding; ribosome binding
Source: RefSeq, a predicted model, not a curated record
AAUAAAAUGACCAAAGGGCUCCGCUCGCCGCGCAGCGAUCGAGCGCAAACGCAGUAAUCACUCGUCUUUCUAGUUUCUAUAAAUAUUCAAACCGUUCACGCCGCCCCCAUCCAAUCGUCUUGCACUUUUCGUCGCCUCUAUCCUCCCUUACGACCGUCAAAACCCUAAACACCUUCUUCGCAUUUUUGUUCUCACGGUGUUCGAUCUUGGAUCGUACGGCUCAAGCAGCGCUGUGAGCUGGUUCUCUAGCUUCUCUGGGGUUCCCUGGGAUAUAUGACCAUACCUUUUGGCUCGGGGAAGAAAAAGGAUGUCGAGAAUCGUGACUCUUGCACUCACCAGGAGAAAGAAAUAUUUCUCCAAUUACUUGAGCGUGCCUGGACGUUCAUGCUACACUUUGUCUAGCUUUGGGCAGGGUGACCAUGCUUAUGACGCUGACACAAAAGUUGCAACCAAUGUUGCUGAACGGAGCCCAAAUGAAGAUGAGAUCACAUGGACGAAGUGGCCUGAGAUUCUAAACUCUAAAGAGGAGUUUAUGUGCAUUCAUGAUCAAAGGCUUUUUCAGCUUCCAUAUGAUAGAUUUCGUAUUCCUAAAUUUGGAAAUGGAAGGCGAGAGUUUGUACUACCCUUCGCAGCCAGAGGUUUGGUACAAUCCAUCCACACAGCAUCUACAGCUAAAGUCCGUCUACCUGAAAAGAAUGAUGAGGAGGAACCUUGCGAAGACCAGGGCCAAAAACGAUUAAAGGAUGCAUCACCUGAGGAAUGCGAUCAGGCUGUUGAAGGUUUAAGCUCGGCAAAAGCUAAAGCAAAAGCCAAACAUGUUCAAGAUUCUCAAAAAGCAUCUCAAACACUCAUACAACAGUUUUGGGCAAAGGUUUUGGGAAUUGGUCCUGCUUUGAGAGCAGUAGCUUCCAUGAGCAGGACGGACUGGACUGUUAAAUUGCACCACUGGAAAGAUGAAUUUGUAUCAACCAUGCAGCAUUAUUGGCUAGGUCUGAAAUUGUUAUGGGCCGAUGUGAGGAUCUCUUCGAGAAUGUUGUUAAAAUUGGCUGCUGGAAAGAGUCUGACAAGAAGAGAAAGAAAACAGUUGACACGGACCACAGCUGAUAUAUUUAGACUGGUUCCAUUUGCAGUUUUCAUCAUUGUUCCAUUCAUGGAGUUUUUAUUGCCAGUGUUCCUCAAACUAUUUCCAAACAUGCUGCCAUCUACAUUCCAGGACAAGAUGAAGGAGCAGGAAGCAUUGAAGAGGAAACUUAAAGCAAGAAUAGAGUACGCAAAGUUUUUGCAGGACACGGUUAGGGAGAUGGCAAAGGAAGUCCAAGUAUCUCACAGUGGAGAAAUUAAGCAGACUGCAGAGGACUUGGAUGAGUUUUUGAACAAGGUCAGGACUGGUGCUCCUGUUUCUAACGAUGAAAUCUUGAGCUUUGCAAAAUUGUUUAAUGAUGAGCUGACGUUGGACAAUAUCAGCAGACCAAGAUUAAUAAAUAUGUGCAAGUAUAUGGGGAUCCCGCCAUUUGGAACUGACAAUUACUUGCGAUUUAUGCUUAGGAGGAAAUUGCAGGAGAUUAAGGAAGAUGAUAAUCUGAUUCAAGCUGAGGGCGUGGAAUCCCUUUCAGAAGAAGAACUCAGACAAGCUUGCAGGGAACGAGGCCAUCUUGGGUUGCUUUCAACACUUGAAAUGCGUCAACAGCUUCGUGAUUGGUUGGACUUGUCACUGAAUUAUGCUGUUCCAUCUUCUCUAUUGAUACUAUCAAGAGCAUUUACUGUUUCUGGAAAGUUGAAACCUGAAGAAGCUGUUGUGGCCACCCUUUCAUCUCUACCAGAUGAGGUUGUUGAUACAGUGGGCACUGGGUUGCCUUCUGAAGAUUCUGUUUCUGAGAGGAGGAGAAAGUUGGAGUUCCUAGAAAUGCAGGAAGAACUUAUCAAGGAGGAAGAGAAAAAACAAGUGAAAGAAGAGAAAGCUAAAGUGAAGGAAUCUGAGGUCAGUGAAGAUUUUGCAUUGAGUGAGAUGAUUAUUCCUACUGCUAGGGAGGCAGAUGAGUUAGCAAGAGCAAAAACACUUGAAAAGCAGGAGCAACUAUGUAAAAUUAGUCGUGCACUAGCUGUUCUAGCUUCAGAUUCUUCUGUUAGUAGGGAGCGUCAAGAUUUUCUGAGCCUUGUUAAUAAAGAGAUUGAACUGUAUAAUACCAUGCUGGAGAAAGAGGGUACAGAGGGUGAAGAGGAUGCUAAGAAAGCUUAUAAAGCUGCUAGGGAGGAGACUGAUCAUGUAACUGAAGUAGCUGCUGCAGACAAGGUUUCAUCGAGACUAAUAGAUAAGGUUGAUGCUAUGCUACAAGAACUUGAAAAGGAGAUUGAUGAUGUUGAUGCUAGAAUUGGUGAUCGUUGGCAAAUACUAGAUAGGGAUCAUGACGGCAAAGUCACACCAGAAGAGGUUGCAGCUGCUGCCAUGUAUCUCAAGGACACCAUUGGAAAGGAAGGUGUUCAAGAACUCAUCAGCAAUCUUUCUAGAGACAAAGAUGGGAAGAUUCUUGUGGAAGACAUUGUGAAGUUAGCCUCUCAAACUGAAGAUGGUGAUGGUGAAUCAGAACACAAACAAUGAUAGUAAUUGUCUAGAUGCGAUACUCUUGCUUAUCUAGGGAAUGUGGGGUAGAGAUGGCAUUCUAUUUUUCUCCUACAAGAUUGAGAGUUAAUUUGCUAAAUAUAACUCUCUGAUAGUGAUUGCUAUAGAUUUUAAUUUACUAACAUGUGUAUAUAUGUAUUUUCAAUUUUAUAACAUAUAGAACUCAUUUUCCAUUCGCUACAUUGUCAGUUGUUGAUUCAACAAUUUUAAGCAUAAUUUAUUAAGAUUUUUUUUAUUGGUGUUAUAGUAGUUUGUUACAAAAUUGGAAAAUUGUACUGCGUUAUUCUGUUUUUAUCAUACUACAUGAUUCUGCCUACCAGUCUACUGUAGCAUCAUAUUAUUCUCUCAUGCUACUUUUCGUCACCAUUUAUCUUAGUGAUCAACACAACACCACAAACUGUACUUGUUGCCUUGCAUCACCAAACUAAACUUAUCGAUGCUCAGGCCUUCGCUGUGUGAUUUUGGAGGCAGCAGAAGCUUGAUGAUGCCUUCCCGCCUACCCUCCGUGCCUGUCUUCAACCUAAGCAGUGACCAGACGCUAGAGUGUUAACUUCAAAUUAUCUUAAUUUCGAGGUAUAUCAAGUAUUGCAGGCUUUUUGAGAACAAAGUAUAUUCGACAUAAUAUCCAGUUCAUGAUAUAAAACUAUCAGAGUUUAUGAUACAGAAGACAAAUAGUUAGAAGGAUAAUGUUUCAUUUUCCAUCCAUCGUCUAUGUAGUCAAUUAUUGUAGAAUUAUACAAAUAAGCAUGGAAAAAAUAGUUGUUACAUUAAUAAAACUCUGAAAACAGAUUAUGUCUCGCU